AUGCCUCUAGUAGUGUUUUGCGGGCUACCGUACAGCGGCAAGAGCCGGCGCGUGGAGGAACUUCGCAGGGCGCUGACGGCCGAGGGCCGAGCUGUGUACGUAGUGGACGAUGCAGCAGUGCUGGGUGCGGAGGAUGCCACCGUGUAUGGCGACUCGGCCCGUGAGAAGGCACUGCGCGGAGCGCUGCGAGCCGCGGUGGAGCGGCAUUUGAGUAGGCAAGACGUGGUCAUCCUGGAUUCUCUUAACUACAUCAAGGGUUUCCGCUACGAGCUCUACUGUCUGGCCCGGGCGGCACGCACCCCUCUCUGCUUGGUCUACUGCGUGCGGCCCUGCAGUCUUAGCGAGGGACCGCAGGUGGCGGGCACGGAGAACGGAGAUCGGAAAGUCACUAUGAGUUGGCAACCGCGUGCUGAGCAGGGCGGGAGACCUCCGGUGGCGGGCACCUGUGUCGGUCGAGAACUUGCAACAGCGGGCUCAGAAGUACAUAGGGAAGUGGAACUGGAGGAAAUCAGGGCACCAAAUUCUCCAGGUUUCGUGACUACAGAAUCCGAGAAAUCUGCGCCUACGGUAGGGUCCUUUUAUCCUUCCGAACUUCUGGAGGCCCUGACGCUGCGUUUCGAGGCUCCGGACUCUCGGAACCGCUGGGACCGGCCCCUUUUCACCUUGGUGGGUUUAGAAGAGCCAUUGCCACUGGCGGAGAUCCGGGCUGCCCUGUUUGAGAACCGGGCUCCUCCACCACAUCAAGCCACCCAAUCUCAGCCUCUUGCCUCCGGCAGCUUUCUGCAUCAAUUAGACCAGGUCACGAGCCAGGUGUUGGCCGGGCUGAUGGAAGCGCAGAAGAGUGCAGUCCCUGGAGAUUUACUAAGGCUUCCUGGCAUCACGGAGCGCCUGAGGUUUACGCGGCCCCUUACCAUGGCAGAACUGAGCCGACUCCGACGCCAGUUUAUUUCCUACACGAAAAUGCACCCUAACAAUGAGAACUUGCCUCAACUAGCCAACAUGUUCCUGCAGUACCUAAGCCAAAGCCUGCACUAA
Messenger RNA from Chrysochloris asiatica (Cape golden mole), 1035 nucleotides. RefSeq names its product KTI12 homolog, chromatin associated (S. cerevisiae) (gene KTI12). The record is from RefSeq and is a predicted model, not a curated record. The transcript has a single exon. The coding region runs from base 1 to 1035 and encodes 344 amino acids. NCBI's taxonomy places the organism in Eukaryota, Metazoa, Chordata, Mammalia, Afrosoricida, Chrysochloridae.